GGGAAAACAAAAUAAAAUAAAGCAGGUGUGUAUCAUCAGCUCCAUGAUUGUAAAAGAUGUUGAGUUAGUUGAAGCUACGAGCUUUUGAUUAACAAAAAACGACCCAACAUUCAGGAUUGUUCAACCAUUUCUCUCAUAUGUCUCAGAAACAAAAGAAUCUAAUAAGAUGAAACAAUUUGGUGGUACACAGAGGAAUGCUUACCUUCCAAUUCUGUACUUAGCAGUCAUUGUUCUUCCCGUGUUCCUUCUUGGAAGCUAUCUGUACAAUGAGAACCUGAGGAUUAGCCAGUUUCGAGAGUUCAAGACACAUAACCUACAAGAACACAUUAGUCCACCACAACAAACUAAAGAAGAUGAAGACAAGAAGAUUAAUCUGGUGCCAUUAGAAGCCUGUGAUGUUUUCACAGGAAAAUGGGUUCUGGAUAAUGUAACACAUCCUUUAUACAAAGAAGACGAAUGUGAAUUUCUCACAGAGUGGGUGGCAUGUACGAGAAACGGGAGGCCAGACUCAAAGUACCAGAAAUGGAGAUGGCAACCACGAGAUUGCUCUUUGCCAAAGUUUGACGCGAAGCUGCUGCUAGAGAAACUCAAGGGAAAGAAACUGAUGUUCAUUGGUGAUUCAAUACAUUAUAAUCAAUGGCAGUCCAUGGUUUGUAUGGUCCAGUCCAACAUUCCCUCAGGCAAAAAGACUUUAAACCACACAGCACAAAUGUCAAUCUUCAAUAUAGAGGAGUACAACACGACCAUAGCAUUUUACUGGGCACCUUUCUUAGUCGAAUCAAAUGCUGAUCCUCCAGACAAGAGAGAUGGCAAAACGGAACCAAUAAUCAUGCCUCGAUCAAUCUCCAAGCACGGCGAGAGCUGGAAAGACGCAGACUUUCUCGUUUUCAACACGUAUAUAUGGUGGACCAGAAACUCCAAGAUCAAAGUUCUAAAACAAGGAUCUUUCAGCCAAGGAUCAAAAGAGUAUAACGAAAUCGGAAUCUACGUCAUGUACGAACAAGUGCUACGGACAUGGGCAAACUGGCUAGAACAAAACAUCGACUCAAAUCGAACAUCAAUCUUCUUCAGCAGCAUGUCACCAGCUCAUGUCAGGAGUUCAGAUUGGAGCGUCGAUGGAGGAAGCAGCAAGUGCGAGAAGGAGACAGAACCUAUACUCGACAUGUCCAAACCAAUAGAUGUUGGAACAAAUCGAAGGUUUUACGAAAUUGCAGUGAAUGUGACAAAAUCCACCAGCAGAGUGAAGAUAAAUUUUCUUGACGUAACAACAAUGUCAGAGUACAGGAAAGAUGGGCACACCUCCUUUUACGGGUCGAGGAGUGGGAAACUGAUAACACCGGAGCAGAAAUUGGAUCCGAGAACCUUCGCCGAUUGUUAUCACUGGUGCCUUCCGGGAUUGCCAGACACAUGGAACGAGUUGCUCUCUCUGUAUAUUAUCCACACAACUUAA
This is a messenger RNA of Eutrema salsugineum, 1450 nucleotides long. Its product is annotated as protein trichome birefringence-like 30. The record is from RefSeq and is a predicted model, not a curated record. Gene Ontology annotation, molecular function: O-acetyltransferase activity. Gene Ontology annotation, cellular component: Golgi apparatus. Lineage: Eukaryota; Viridiplantae; Streptophyta; Magnoliopsida; Brassicales; Brassicaceae. The transcript is spliced from 5 exons. Bases 167 to 1450 code for a protein of 427 amino acids.